This is a messenger RNA of Lathyrus oleraceus (garden pea), 2442 nucleotides long. Its product is annotated as transcription factor E2FB. Gene Ontology annotation, molecular function: DNA-binding transcription factor activity, RNA polymerase II-specific; RNA polymerase II cis-regulatory region sequence-specific DNA binding; protein dimerization activity. The transcript has 15 exons. Gene Ontology annotation, cellular component: RNA polymerase II transcription regulator complex. Lineage: Eukaryota; Viridiplantae; Streptophyta; Magnoliopsida; Fabales; Fabaceae. The coding region runs from base 730 to 1977 and encodes 415 amino acids. The record is from RefSeq and is a predicted model, not a curated record. Gene Ontology annotation, biological process: regulation of transcription by RNA polymerase II.
UCAUGAAACGACAACCGCCGUUUUCCUCCUUGAAACCUCCUUUUGUAGCUUCCGGAGAUUAUCACCGGUUUGCCCCUGACCACCGCAGAAUUCUCGACCAAGAAACUGAAGCUAUCGUCGUUAAGACUCCGAAGGCCUUGCUUUGAUUCAAAAUCAGACUCAGCGGAAAUUGAGUGUGGUGUUUGCGGCCGCAUUUUGUGCUGAAUUACCUGAUUGUGGGCAAAGCAAGGGUCUUACCACAUAAAACCGUUCACUCUGGCCACAAAUUAGAAGUUUCUGUACAUGAGCUGGUGUUUUUAAGCAAGAACCUCAAAGACUCUCCUACUGAGAAAAAGUAAAGAAGAAUAAUGUAGUAGAAGAAAGGCAUAAGAAGAAACAGGGAAGGAGGAAAAUAAAGCUGCAAUAUGGUGGCUUUUUUUUUCUUCAUUUUUUGGUCAAAUGUAGUGGCUGUCUAAUGUUUGAUUUCAGGGAGGGAACAUUUUAAAUUUAGGAUUUCCCCAUAUUGGGCACUAAAUAAGUCUAAUGAUGGGCCACCACCCCCUUUUUUCUACCCACACCCCCUUUUUGUACCCAGAGAAAACUAAAAUGCCUCAGACAUCACCUCUUCAACCCAUCUUUUCAUUCAGCUCCUCCUCUUUGCAAUAGUGGCUAUCCCACUACCCUCUACCACUAUCCCAAUUUUUCAUUUUGCUUCUCUGCACUGCUAUCCCAGAUAAACAACAUAGAUUUAUGAUUAAAUUACAAUUGAAGCGGAAAAGUGAAGCAGCUGGUUUUGAAGCUGAUUCAGGUGUUAGGAUGACUCCUGGAUCUACUGAAGCAGCCAAUAGUCCUUCUCAGACGCCUGUAUCCGGGAAGACGGGGAAGGGAGGCAAAUCCUCUAAGCUGACAAAAUGCAACAGAUCUGGAAUUCAAACCCCAGGCUCAAAUAUUGGUUCUCCUUCAGGAAAUAAUCUCACCCCUGCUGGUCCAUGUCGAUAUGACAGCUCUUUAGGUCUGUUGACAAAAAAGUUCAUCAAUUUAAUUAAACAAGCAGAGGAUGGUAUUCUUGAUCUAAAUAAAGCUGCUGACACAUUAGAGGUGCAAAAGAGGAGGAUAUAUGAUAUAACAAAUGUUCUUGAAGGGAUUGGCCUUAUAGAGAAAAAGCUCAAGAACAGAAUUCAGUGGAAGGGCUUGGAUGUUUCAAAGCCAGGGGAGGCUGAUGAUAGUUUUGCUAGUUUACAGGCAGAAAUUGAAAAUUUAACCAUGGAGGAACGCCGGUUAGAUGAACAAAUAAGGGAGAUGCAAGAAAGACUACGGGGUCUUAGUGAAGAUGAAAAUAAUGAGAAGUUGCUUUUUGUCACUGAGGAAGAUAUAAAGAACUUGCCCUGCUUCCAGAAUGAAACCUUGAUAGCAAUUAAAGCUCCACAUGGAACCACUUUGGAAGUCCCUGAUCCAGAUGAGGCCGCUGAUUAUCCACAGAGGAGAUACAGGAUAGUCCUGAGAAGCACAAUGGGCCCAAUAGAUGUUUACCUUGUUAGUCAAUUUGAAGAGAAGUUUGAGGAGAUCAACGGUGUUGAGGUUACACCCAAAAUUCCAUCUAGUCCAGAAGUUAGCCAGCAUCCAUCAACUGUGGUCCCAGAGGACAAAGGGAAGGAAAUAGAAGUGCAGAGACAAGACGGUGAAGGGCCUAGUUCAGAUCUUACCAACAAUCACGACUUCGUGAGUGGGAUCAUGAAGAUUGUUCCUUCAGAUGUUGCUAGUGAUGCCGAUUACUGGCUUUUAUCAGAUGCCGAUGUUAGCAUAACCGACAUGUGGAGAACAGAACCUGGAGUUGAAUGGAAUGAACUCAACGCACUUCAAGAAGAUUAUUGUAUGGCUCAUGAGGACAAUACAACCCCAAAUCAUCCUUUGAACAUAGCUCGUGAGGACAAUACAUCCCCAAGUCAUCCUUCAAACAUAGGUGAAGUGUCUUCUGCAGCCAACCCUACUGUAGAUUGAAGCCUUGAAAGUGUUAAUUGUGAAUCUAAAGAGAAAAUGGUAUUCUUUCUCCGACUGAGAACCUAUGAUGUCCAGCCAUCCCCCCUGUUGUAUCCUCUUCAACAUAGUCCCAGAGGUUGGAUUGAAGGUUCCUAGAAGCUCGUCCCGAGGAACUAAAUGGCCAGUCAAAUGGCUAAUUGUACAGUUAGUAUUAGGUAGUCCAUGCAACUUUGCACUUCAUGAGGAAAAAACCUAUGGCUUUGGUGAACCCAUCUUUUGUAUAUUGUUGUAAGUCUCGGCUUUCUAGUGCAGCUAACUCAAUUAGCUCAAUAUGUGUUUGCAAAGAAAUAAAUGAAAACAUUUCAGAUUGUUAACUGAAAUAGAAUAAUGCUCUCAGGCAAUGUGCAUUUUUCAGCUAACUGUUGGUCAAAUGAUAAGUUUCAUAUGACAUUCUAUGAUCAUUACGUUUCUUUGGAAACUUGUAAA